CUCGACGGUGGAUGGGACGAGCAAUCCUGCGUUUCCCCCGCAUCCGGCUCGCCCAUGCUUCGUGUCACCAACAGCAUCCUCUUCAGGGAGACACAGAUCACGCUCCUCUUUUUCUUGGAGCCAGACCAUCAUCCCCGUUGCUUCCAUGCAGUGUCCUCGAUGCUGUGCUCUCGAUAAAUGACGUGGCCCUAGCUCAUGGGCCGUCGAUGGCCCAGGCCAACCAACCACAACCACAGGAAUCCCCUCGAGACCCAACCAGCGCUGUUGGGCUUUUCGGAUCAAAACACUAAGAGUCGUCGUGAAGCAGCAAAGCAGUUCUGCGGGUUACAUCUGUACUCGAACGCGAUUUACGCCAGUUCCUCCAGGUGGGUACACUUGACAUGUACGAAGACAAGUGAUCCUGCACCGUCUCGUAGAAGACAAUCAAAAUGGACCAGCUUUGCCGCAGACAAGUUACCUGAAGAUAGCCUUACAGGAAGAUGCUUACCGAGUUCGCUCCAUUCAUUCCCGAUUAAAAGGCGGUUGCCUGUUAGAGACUACAUGUUAUCCGCGAGAGGGAGCAACAGGAGAAGGGUAGAAACCCUAACCCCAUCAAACACUGGUGAUCGUCUCAAGCGGGACGGUCGACCGGUGUUGGCACGAACGGAUCUACCAACGGAUUCGUCCAUGAGCUUGACGUAGAUUUGGGGGGCCCAAUUCCUGUGUACCCAGGCGCUCCCUUGAGAACCAGGUUAGGCCGCUAG
Parathielavia appendiculata is the source of this 743-nucleotide messenger RNA. RefSeq lists its product as uncharacterized. Lineage: Eukaryota; Fungi; Ascomycota; Sordariomycetes; Sordariales; Chaetomiaceae. The record is from RefSeq and is a predicted model, not a curated record. The coding region runs from base 196 to 681 and encodes 161 amino acids. The transcript has a single exon.